AUGCUAGCUGGGGCAGCAGAUUCCCAUCGCCGAUCACAAUUACAGCAGAAGCUCGGCGUAGCUGAAGGUUUGGAGGCACAUGUUUCAGCUCUACACGCAGACCUAGCACCUCUAGCUAAACAGGAUAUUAUAUCACUGGCUAACGCUGUCUUUGUCGACCAAUCAGUCGAAAUUGCGACUAAAUACAAGAAGUAUCUAGAGGCAUUCCAAGCUCAGUCAUGGCAAUUUCCAACCCUUGCCGAUUCGGUGAAGGAUAUUAAUUCCUGGAUAUCCCAAAACACACUAGGCAGAAUCACGGAUUUGCUUAGCUCGAGCGCCUUGCGCAAAUGCCAUGUCGUUCUUGCAAACGCUACAGCUUUCAGAGAUACAUGGAAGACCAAGUUCAAUCGUGAGAACACAGUUUUAGAUCAUCCCUUCCACCUGGAGAAUGGGAGCAUCCGAGCAGCAGAGAUGAUGUUUGUUUACAAGGAAUAUGUUGAAACAGCAUCCAGCAGCAAUUAUACCGCUGUCCGAGUUCCGUAUGCCACGGAAUCAGACUCUUCACCGGUGGCCUUGGUGGCAUGGCUUCCCAAUCCUGGAAUUACAAUAAGGUCACUCCUCGAGCAGUUAUCCACGACCAAGUCAGAAGGUCCUUCGUUCCGGAGGAGGAAAUUGACUAAAUUUGGGUUUCCCAAAUUUGAAACCAGAAGCAAGGUCUCGCUGAUGGAUGAGCUGGCAGGUCUUGGGUUUCCGAUCAAAGGCAACUAUCCUGAAAUGGGAUCUGGUCCCACGGAGGUCACGGCAAUCAGCCAUGAGGCCUCCAUCAAGGUUGACGAGGAAGGAGCUGAAGCGACAGCGGCGACUGUCGUCAUGGUGGCGCGGAAACGCUCUACGGUGGUCAACGAGGAGGUCCUGGUAUUCGACAGACCGUUCCUGUACAUAAUAGAAGCUGGAGAAAAUCGGCACGAUGAGAAGAGGUCGGUCCACACUACACAGAACAACACCGAGCCGACAUCUCCCACUCACAACUUGGAUCUCACGAGUUUCAGUCCGCUUCGCCAGCAGUAUGACUUGGUUGUUUGCACUUGGUGGGUGGUUAGUGCAUGGGCGCCAAAACUUGACGACAUCAAAAUUGACAUCCAGAAGAUUACCCAGGAGGUAAACGAUGAAGAGAAAUCGCGGGCUCUCGUACAUACCUGUAGAUAUUGCUACCAGCUUUCGAAAGGAAAAUUAGCAGCUGAAUCAAGCUAUUGGCUGCAGAUUCGACGACGAGAGGUUUCUGCACAACUCGAGGAUCUUGCACGAGAGGCCAGAAUGUUCAACAAGCCAACACUCCGACCAUUGCAAAAGGUAAGCGUUGCCACAUAUGUCCUUUGCCAAGAGAGUCGUAGCGAUGCUCGAACGCUCGAUGAGCUUGUCGAUCAACUUGGCGUUCGACUAUCACUUGUUGAAACGGCGAUAAGAAGGCUCGAUGAUCUUCGUAACACUUUUGAGGGGAAACACGCUUUGACAAAGCUAUGGAAGUACUUGAUAUUCAAGUUGACAGAGGAAGAACUUGACAGCUACGAGGCCGAACAGAUGGUGAUUGGAAGAAACAUGAUUGAAAUGUUGGACGGGGGAUUUAUUUUACCAGAGCUGGCCUCAUGGUGA
Messenger RNA from Fusarium musae, 1629 nucleotides. RefSeq lists its product as uncharacterized. NCBI's taxonomy places the organism in Eukaryota, Fungi, Ascomycota, Sordariomycetes, Hypocreales, Nectriaceae. The coding region runs from base 1 to 1629 and encodes 542 amino acids. The transcript has 3 exons. Gene Ontology annotation, molecular function: serine-type endopeptidase inhibitor activity. The record is from RefSeq and is a predicted model, not a curated record.